Molecule: messenger RNA, 2834 nt
Organism: Daphnia carinata
Lineage: Eukaryota; Metazoa; Arthropoda; Branchiopoda; Diplostraca; Daphniidae
Product: calcitonin gene-related peptide type 1 receptor-like
Exons: 11
Coding region: 395-1843 (482 amino acids)
Biological process (GO): cell surface receptor signaling pathway; adenylate cyclase-modulating G protein-coupled receptor signaling pathway
Cellular component (GO): plasma membrane
Molecular function (GO): G protein-coupled peptide receptor activity
Source: RefSeq, a predicted model, not a curated record
CGCGCGCGCGUGCGGCUCUGCGUUUUUAUCUUUCACUGGUGGGAAGUUAUUAAUUAUCUUGUUUGACACAGAAGAAAGAGAAAAAAAAAAGGAGAAGGAAUUCGGCGCUAUUGAAAUCUUGAAGAGAAAAGUGGCCGGUUUCUGAAAUAUUAUUUUUAGACAUUUGUGACCUGAUCUUAACAGUGAUCGUGUCUAUAGUCCUCAGCUGUCGGACUGCAAUCAGUUUUUUUUUCAACUGCAUUAACGGUGAAUUGGACAUCCAAUUUUGAAAAGGAAAGCUUAAGGAAAUCAUAUUACAGAGACGGACGGAGUUUAAAAAAAAAAAUCCUGAGGGCGGACUAGCGGACCGAAAUAACCGAGGCACCGUUAACAAGGUGGGCUGACGCUGAUCUUGAUGGAAAUUUCAGAUUCAUCAAGCAAUGUGAUGGAUGCCGAAAUCAUUCGGCACGCGCACAACCACACGGACGAGGAAGAAAAUUCGGUCUACAGCGCGGGCAUGGUGCCCGACAUGAUGUGGAAGAUUCGAGAAGAUUGCGAAAGACUCAUGGCCAAUUACAACGAGUCUUCUGAAGAGCUUUAUUGUCCGCCUACGUUCGAUGGAUGGUCUUGCUGGAAUGCUACCCCCGCUGGCCGGAUUUCGGUAGCGCCGUGCCCGUAUUUCAUCACCGGCUUCGAUCCGCAGAGAAUGGCGCACAAAGUGUGCACUGAGGAGGGCACCUGGUUUCGGCAUCCGCAAUCCAACCUAAUUUGGUCGAACUACACAACUUGCGUCGACGUCGAAGAUCUAGAGAUGAGGCAAGCCAUCGUUAACGUCUACAUCGCCGGUUACUCCGUUUCGCUGAUUGCUCUCGUCAUUUCGCUUGCCAUUCUGAUCGGUUUCCGGCAGAAUUUGAAGUGUACGAGGAUUUACAUCCAUCGCAACCUGUUCGCCUCAUUCAUCAUCAACAACGCCAUGUGGCUGCUCUGGUAUAAAGGCGUCGCCGACCAGCCAGAAGUUCUCCUCGAUAAUCGGACCGGUUGCAAGAUCCUACACGUCUUGCUUCACUACUUCUUGGUCUCCAACUACUUUUGGAUGUUCUGCGAGGGACUCUACCUGCAUACAGUCCUGGUGGUGGCUUUCCUAUCCGAAAGCUCCAUUAUGAAAUGGUUCCACCUGAUCGGCUGGGGGUUACCUGCCGUCGUGACAGCAACAUACGCCGGCGUCAGGGCCUCCAUUCCCGAAGAAACCAACCAUUGCUGGAUGGAAGAGAGUCGAUCAACGUGGAUCCUGUCCGGUCCGGUCUGUUUGUCUAUGCUGACAAACGCAUUCUUCCUUGUCAACAUCGUACGUGUCCUGGUGACCAAACUGAAGGCACCCAACGCGACCAGUUACAACGCGGCGCCUCAAGGACACCGUUCCAGUGAAGCUCACAGGGCAGAGAUGCGCACGGACGGCCAAAGACCAGACGAAGCUGACGGACGGACAAACGGCCAUGUACCAGCACUAACCAAUUCGUCAGCAGGAGGCGGAACGUCCUCUCAUCGCACCAGCACUUCCCUCAACGGUCUCCGUAAGGCAGUCAGGGCUACGUUGAUUUUGCUGCCGCUACUCGGACUUCACUAUGUGGUUAUGCCGUUUAGACCGGAGGCCGGUGCUCCGGGUGAGAUCGCCUAUCAAAUCGUCUCGGCCAUUUUUACUUCGUUCCAGGGUCUGUGUGUAGCUUUCCUGUUCUGUUUCUGCAAUGGUGAAGUGUUGAAAGUCCUGCGAAAAGAAAUCGUCCGUUACGCCGCCACUCGUAAAGUUGGCCUUCAAAACCGUCGACUGAUUUUACGAUCUCAGCAACCGAUGACGACCGAAUUGUGAAAAAUAAAAAAAAAAUGAUUUUCACAUCACUCAAUCUCCAAAACAGCUGAUAUAUAAUAAAUGAAGUGAUGCGGCCAUAACGUGAUCAGCCAUCGUAAAUCAAUAAGUCGUAUUUUUAAAGACAGAAUUUUUUUUAAUUUGUUUAAAAAUCGCAUUUCAUUCACCGCCCAUAAUAAUAAAAAAAAUGCAGAGAUUUUUUUUUUUGCAUUUUAAUGGCUUUACUUUCUUCUUUAAUUCUUCUUUUUAUGUUUAUGCUUUGUGCAUGGCGUGCUGUAGAGAAUUCAAAGAUGUUCAUCUCAAUCAUAAACGACAUUGCAAAAAUCAAUUAAUCCCUCGUUAUGUUCAUGUGGCGCAAACCAAACUAUUUGCACGUAUGCGCAUUCACCUCAUUUGGCUUGAAAUUUCAUCCUUUCAUGACGCCUUGAUGGCCUGUAUAUAUACUUCUCACGUCAUGUAUAGAUAAGACAUGCUAUAUAAAAAUAUAAAAGAAGUUAAAUAAUAUAAAGAAAUAUGCAAACAUCUGUGGGCAAGGUGAAGAGCCAACAACAACAAAAAAAGGAACAGGCAGCGCCAAACAGGAGAGACGUGUAUACUUAUAUAGCGUCGGUUUAUAUAUAUAUAUUUAGUCAGUAUAUGUAUUAUGCUAUUACGUCUGUAUCAUAUUAUAUUACAGCCAUCACCAUAUAGACGAUAAAGAAAACUCUUGUCGACUGUAUCGCUUGUAUUUCUCCUUGGCAAAAUUUCAAAUUCAUGUUGGCGUUUUUCGUGCGUGUGUGUGUGUGCGCGCAAACAUCAGCUGACGUUAUGUAGUUGCAGUUGAAUGUAUCACAGUGUAUAUACUUUUUGAAAACUCGUGCGUUAACCUUUCAACGUAUAUAUAUACAGCAUUGUGGGGACGUUUUAACCAUGCCACUAAUGCAUAGCCAACUCUUCUUUUUAUUUUUCUUUGUUGCUUUUCCGAUAAAAUCAAUAAUUUAAGUGAUGAAUAAUA